AUGAUACCAUUAUCAGAGUCGGUCUCAGAACCUAAGACCAUUGAAGAUAACUCUACCACUAAUGAUACAAAGUUGGAAAAUGUACCUGAAGAUACUGAAACAAAGUCUGAAAGCAGUGAUGAAUUUUUUCACUCAGAUGAAGGAUCCCUUUAUGAACCAGACCAAACAAUUGAUCCAACAGAAUUAACACGAAAUAUAACAACAAGAUCAAAAUUAAGAAUGGCUAUAAUGCAGGCUAAUACGUAUAUAUGUGCAAAUAAAAUUUCAGAAUUUGAGUAUGUUCCAGAAACCUACUCUGCAGCAAUAUCUUUAAACAAUGUGAAUGCAAAGAAGUGGAAACAGUCAAUUGAAGAUGAGUUGAGAGCACAUGAAGAAAAUAAAACUUGGAGUCUAAUAGAAAAACCAAAGGGAGUACGAUUAAUUGACUGUAAAUGGGUCUUUAGAAUAAAAGAUGAUCCAUCUGGUCCAGUCUUUAAAUCAAGACUCUGUGCCAAGGGAUGUGGACAAAAACGAGGCAUUGACUACACCGAAGUUUACUCUCCUACAGUAAGAUAUGAUUCAAUCAGAGUUUUACUUUCAGAAGCUGUUCAACAUGGGUUAGAAAUUUCCCAGUUUGAUGUGAAAACUGCAUUUCUGUAUGGAGAUGUAAAGGAAGAUAUAUACAUGAAGCCACCCGAAGGUUUGAAAGUUGAAUCGAAUCAGGUUUGUAAACUUUAUCGUUCACUCUAUGGAUUAAAACAAUCACCAAGGUGCUGGAAUCAAAAAUUUGACAGUCUACUAAAGAAAUAUGGCUUUAUUAAUAGUCAUGCAGAUAGAUGUGUUUACAUUGGGAAUAUAAACAACAAUAAAGUUUACUUGCUACUGUAUGUCGAUGAUGGGCUUCUUAUGUCUGGUUCAAAAGACUCAUUAAAUAAAGUAAUUUUUGAAUUAAAAGAAAAUUUUAAAAUUAAACAGUGUGAACUAAAGAAUUUUGUAGGAUUACAAAUAGAAAAAUUAGAGAAGUAUAUUUUCAUCCACCAAUCAAAAUAUAUUGAACGGUUAUUGUGUAAAUUCAAUAUGCAAGAUGCUAACUGCAAUAAAAUUCCAGUCGAUCCUCAUACUACUCUGGAGAUGGGAACUGAGGCUUCAGACAAGAAUAUUCCAUACAGAGAGGCUGUGGGGUCACUAAUGCACCUGGCUGUGGAAAGCAGACCUGAUAUCAUGUAUGGAGUCAGUCUGGUGAGUAGAUAUCUGAAUUGUUAUGAUCAAACUCAUUGGAAUGUUGUUAAGAAAAUACUGAGAUACUUAAAACGAACAAAAGACUAUGGUUUAUGUUAUUUACCUUCAAAGAGUAACCUUGAAGCUUAUAGUGAUGCAGAUUAUGCGAAAGAUACAAGCACACGCAGGUCUUUAACUGGAUAUGUAUUUAUGAAAAAUGAAGCUGCUGUAACUUGGGCAACACAACGUCAACAUAGUGUAGCAUUAUCUACUACUGAAGCAGAGUUCAUGGCCGCAUGCUCUGCGACAAAAGAGGCUAUAUGGUUAAAGAGAUUGUUAAUGGACAUUAAUGAAUUUAAUCAGAAUUCAAUCUGUUUAAACAUUGAUAAUAAAAGUGCAAUUUGUUUAAUUAAAAAUGUAAACUACCACAAAAGAUGUAAACAUAUAGAUAUAAGAUAUAACUUUAUAAAAGAAAAAUAUUUAGAGAAACAAAUAGAUCUUAAUUAUGUGAGCACUAAAGAGCAAUAUGCUGAUAUAUUUACUAAAGCUUUAUCAAAAGAUAAAUUUCAAUAUCUUAGAAGUAAAAUCGGUGUAAAGCAAUUAUAA
Molecule: messenger RNA, 1803 nt
Organism: Parnassius mnemosyne (clouded apollo)
Lineage: Eukaryota; Metazoa; Arthropoda; Insecta; Lepidoptera; Papilionidae
Source: the annotation of a GenBank genome assembly